This is a messenger RNA of Hippocampus comes (tiger tail seahorse), 4082 nucleotides long. RefSeq names its product SH3-containing GRB2-like protein 3-interacting protein 1. The transcript is spliced from 23 exons. The record is from RefSeq and is a predicted model, not a curated record. Gene Ontology annotation, cellular component: clathrin-coated vesicle; plasma membrane; clathrin-coated pit. Bases 427 to 3216 code for a protein of 929 amino acids. NCBI's taxonomy places the organism in Eukaryota, Metazoa, Chordata, Actinopteri, Syngnathiformes, Syngnathidae. Gene Ontology annotation, biological process: clathrin-dependent endocytosis; synaptic vesicle endocytosis; clathrin coat assembly.
UCCCCUCCCACCCCCGCCUCAAUCUUCCUCGCUCUCCUUACCGCUCAGUGUUCCUCCUUUUCCUUUCGUCAGCAUCUCUCCUCGAAGAGAUGGCAUGCGUUGGUGCUGCCAGGGCGUUCGGGACUUAGCGUGCACUGAUAGGACCCCUUAUUCCUGGAUUUUGCCGAAUAUUCCUACGGCUCCCUCGCUUUUGCUUAGUCUCCCCUUGCUGUCCUCUACAGCUGCUGUCCCCCCCCCCCCCCACCUCUCUCAUCCCUGUACAUGGGAGUUGGGCCUCUCGGGGAGGAGGGUGUCAACAUCCGUGCUUAGCUCUGGAACCAUGCACAAUAAGCCAUGCCCUGCCCAUGCAUCCUUUAACCAGCCGGAAUCAUUUCCAUUUGUGUCCAUCCACACACCAGCGGCAGUAUAGGAUGAAAAUCUGGAAUCAUGAUGCAAGGACUGAAAAAACGAACCAGGAAAGCCUUGGGUUUACGAAAAAAAGACAAGGAUACAGAGGCGACGAGCUCACCUGACAAAGAAGGAACCGGAAGUGGAAAGAAAGGAAACAAAAAGACAAAUGGAGCACCCAACGGUUUCUAUGGCGAAUUUGACUGGGACAGAUACGCAUCGCCUGAUGUGGAUGAAGAGGGCUUCAGCCAACGUCCUGGUGAUGAAGGCGAUGCAGCUUCCACGGGAAAGCAGUUUUUCUCCUCCAGCGAUUCAGAGGACGAUGAAGAAAGCAAGAAAAAAUUCCAAAUCAAGAUCAAACCACUGGCCGCUGAGAGUGCCAAGUGCAUCCCUCCGUCACUGGAUGAGCUAAAAGCCUCAGUGGGAGGUUUGGCGCUCUCUCCGUCUCUGAAGAGAAGUCCGAGACGCAGCCCGGGACGGAUAAAGAGGCACCUGUCAUGUGAAGAGAUUGCUCGGCCGAGACGCUCUACCCACACGCCGAGUCCUGCCCCUGACACCCCAAGUGGCAGACUACCACAGAACAUCCCUGCCUUCUUUGGACUGCCCUCAGAGAGCCAGUAUGGCAGAUAUGAUGUGGUUCCUGCUGAUGUCUGGGGAGGAUCAAGGCCAAGAUCCGAGUCACCUUUGAGCAGAAGUUUCCCUACAGGAGCUCCACCCCCACUCCCUCCCAAACACAUGAUAUCGCAGCGUCAAGGCUAUCCUUCACAAUCUGCUGUUGAUUUACCCAAUGGCAGAGCAAGUCGCAGUUCUGCCCCCAUCUACCUGAGCGUCCUGUCCCCCUCUUCCUACCGAGGCUCCGCAGCCCCUGACCUCGAUGACGUGUUUGGCCCCGUGGGUAGCCCGCGCACGGCUGCGGACACGGCAUCCACCAGAUGGGUUACUUUCACAAACGACAGACCUCCACCCCCGGAUGAGCCCGCGCCGCCCCCUCCGCCGGAUUCUCCUGCCCCUGACACGCCCUCGUCCACACCCUCCAGCCCGUGCCUCUCGCCUGGACCACCUCCCGAUGAGCCCCCGCCUUCACCUCCGGUGUUCUCUCCUGAGUCGUCGCCUCCUUUUACGCCACUGGACUCAUGCCCUUCCAUCAUGUUGGGACCUCCUCCACCGGAUGAACCAGCCCCUCCCCUGCCUCCUUACUUCUCUCCCACAAGUUCACCAGCAGUCUGCCUUGAUGAGGAGGCGAUUGAUGAGGAGGUGCUGCAGUUUGCACAUUACACACCCUCUCCAGUAUCAAUAAGUCCAGUGCCUCCUCUGCCAGCGGAGAGAAGGUCCCCUCGAGCAGGAGUUGUAUCGCCCCUGGUUUUAGGGAUAGCAGGGGGGAAAAGGACACCAGAGGGAGUGUACCUGAGAGAUGACAUCCCAGACUUCACUGGUUCACCCAGAGAGCUAACACCGAGCUUCCGUGGAACUCCACCUCCUCUUCCCCCGACCACAUACCGAUCUAUUAUGUCUUCCCCUGGGCCUUACUCAGGUAGCUGCCCGUCUUCACCAGCCCGCUCCGCCACGCCGCAGUCUCGAGGCAGUCCGGUCCCUCCACCUCCUCCCCCACGGCCGUCCUCGCGGCCAAAGUUGCCCCCCGGAAAGCCAAUCCCAGACCUGACUCCGCCCUUCAGUCCUCCAGUCUCUGCAAGUCCUCCGCCUUUUGCGCCACUGGCCCGGGCCGAGAGCUCUUCCUCCAUCUCCUCCAUAACGUCACAUAGUGCGGCGUCCACGCCCACUUUAGGGAGGGACCUCAAUCUAUCCAACGCAGGUACACUCUGGCUGCGUGUGUAUCCAUCUUGCUCAUCAUUGUGUCGUUGGAUCACAUCGCCAUGUCUCUCUCCUUUGGUCUUUCCUCCUGUGUCCACUCGCUUAGAGACCAGACAGCCUCUGAUCUGGUUUGACCACGGCAGAUUUUAUUUAGCUUUAGAGGGAUGUUCAAGAGGGCCCAGCCCACUUACCAUGGGACCCCAGGACACUCUGCCAGUGGCAGCUGCCUUCACAGAAACUGUUAAUGCCUAUUUCAAAGGCGCGGACCCCAGCAAGUGUGUAGUGAAGAUCACCGGGGAACUGGUGCUCUCCUUCCCGGCAGGCAUCACCAGGCAUUUUGCCAGCCACCCGACUCAACCUGUCCUCAUCUUUAGCAUCAGCAACUAUACCCGACUGGAGCAGGUCCUCCCCAAUCCACAGCUGCUGUGCUGUGAUUCCCCAACAGACAGUGUAGACACCAAGGAGUUCUGGGUGAAUAUGCAAAACUUGAUGAGUCAUCUUAAGAAAGUGGCUGAGCAGAAGCCCCAGGCAACAUACUACAAUGUGGAUAUGAUCAAAUAUCAGGUGUCAGCAGAUGGAAUCCAGUCCACUCCUCUCAAUCUAGCUGUGAGUUGGCGUGGCGAUGCCGGCAACACAGACCUAAGGAUAGACUACAAAUACAACACAGAGGCCAUGGCGACCCCAGCUCCCCUUCACAAUCUCCACUUUCUGGUUCCGGUCGAUGGAGGCGUAGCUAAACUCCAGGCUAUGGUCCCACCUGCCACCUGGAAUCCAGAGCAACAGAUGAUACAAUGGAAGAUUCCCAGUCUUUCGAAUAGGUCUGAAAAUGGAGGAGUAGGGGCUCUCCUGGGCCGCUUCCAGAUGACUGAGGGUCUCUGCAAACCCUCGCAGCUGGCAGUUCACUUCACCAGUGAGGGCAGCACGAUGUCCGGUUGUGAUAUUCAGCUGCUCGGGACAGGCUACAGGCUCUCCCUGAUUAAGAAGAGGUUUGCUGCAGGGAAAUAUUUGGCAGAUAAUUAGCGGACCUGUCCAAGCGCACAAACGGUGAAUCUGUGUUUUUUGACUCUGAAGACAAAUAAAGUAAUUUCAUGUAUUUUAAACUUUACGGCACGCAUCAGUGGAAAAAGGCCUGCUGAGUGUAUGCCAAAUAUUUAGUUUGUUACUUGAAACACUUUUGGGCCCUAAAGGAGUCCUGGAAACGUAAUAGUGAAUCCAUACAGCCAAACCUCCCUACUUUUGUAGAUUAUAUAUUAUGACCACAAUCCUAAAGUGGAAAAUGUACAAAUUGUGUAUUAUAGGGAGGGUUACUUUCUGAUGGAAUGAUAUUAAUUUAGAGAUUAUUGAAACACACGUACACACACUAAUUUUUACAUCUCUGCUAAAACUGAAACUUAAUUAACAUUAAAGCUGAUAUAUUUUUAAAAAUAUGAACCGUUUGCCACUCAUUUGAAAGGCCUGUGUGGAUAAGGAGUAGAGACUGGCAAUCGAUCAGCUGCAGUACUUUGGCUUCGACAACAAACUGUAUUUUUACGACCAUACGCCGCACCGUAUUAUUAGGCGCAGUCUCGGUUACUUUUAAGCGCGCCUUAUGGUCCUGAAAAUACGGAAAAUAUCACAACACUGUGGGGCACGUGAAAUGAAAAAAAAGAAAGGAAAAAAAAUCCUUAGCUGCGUGUGAUUGACGAACGACUUUUUUUUGACACUUUGUGUUGGUUGUCCACUUGAGCCUUAAGAUCAACAAGGGUUGUGCCAUAUGUUAGGGAAAGGAGGUUGUCAUUUCAAGAGUAAUACUCUAUCUACUGUAAUGCUGCUUGCUAACUUGGUUUUGAUCUUAUACGGAGGUCUUGGUUAACUGGUGGACAUCAAAAGUGACGAAUGUGUACCAG